AUGGACUCUUCUUCUUCAUUGGAUCAGAGCUCCUCAGAUUUAGUUAUAACUUCUCGUCCUUCCAAAACAGAAACAAAGCCAACUAGAACGCGAAAUACCCGUGGUGGUCAAAGAAGAACUCGAAAUCAGCCUUCCAAAAUCGAAGAACCAAAGACUGAACCACAAACAUUAGAAAGUCCUCGUAGUGCAUCUAAAAUUAAAGAAGUCAAUGGGAAAAAGAAGCAAUCUGUCGAUCUAGAAUUUUCUGAAGAUUCCGGAAAAGAUCAAAUCCGUGGGGAAGUUGAAUUUUCACAACCAGUUGUAGCUGAUCCUGGCCCAAACCCGCCAAAAGCUGAAGAAAAAAAGGAAGAACAAGAAAAUAUCAAUGUUGAUACCUCAAAAGAUGAUUACUCCAAUCAAUUAGUUACUGGAUCUUAUUUUAUUUCCAGAGAAAAACGAGUGUCGCAUCUUAAAUCUAAACAAAAAUACAUAAUUAAAUCAAAUACUUCUGAUUUGUUAAUUGCAAAAGAUAUUGGAUUCCUUACUCCAGAUGUAUACAUCAACGAAGGCUCAGAAAUUCAUGUAAAGGCCCAAAAUUUCAAAUACAAAAUGACAACAAAUUUCAAACAGGAUGAAUUUAAGAUUUUGAAGGGUACUGAAGAGAUAGGCAGCUUGAUGUACAACAAUGAAUACGGAGAUUCGUAUGGACCAAGAAAAAUUCAAGUCAAAUUCGGCGAGACCGAAAUCCAUUCCAAAAUACCAAGGCUUGCUAAGGAUGGUCACUGGGUGCUUCAAUUUGGAGGCCAUUUUACUCUUUCAUCUAUGAGAAAUGCAAUUUUACUCGACUCGGAAGGAAAAUCCAUAAUUACAAUCCGCAAAGUAGGCAAAAAUGUUCUUGAAUUGACAGUUACAAAGCCUGUUCCGCUUUAUAUAAUAGCUUGCCUAGGAAUUUCAAGCUAUAUUUACUCGAAUUGA
This is a messenger RNA of Trichomonas vaginalis G3, 954 nucleotides long. RefSeq names its product tubby c-terminal domain-like family. The record is from RefSeq and is a predicted model, not a curated record. The transcript has a single exon. The coding region runs from base 1 to 954 and encodes 317 amino acids. Lineage: Eukaryota; Parabasalia; Trichomonadida; Trichomonadidae.